Tuber aestivum (summer truffle) is the source of this 1844-nucleotide messenger RNA. The record is from the annotation of a GenBank genome assembly. Lineage: Eukaryota; Fungi; Ascomycota; Pezizomycetes; Pezizales; Tuberaceae.
AAGCACUUUCAUUGUAUUAUCCCAUCUCCUACCAUCAUAAUGAGCAGACCAAGUUCUACAAGUAGUCUGCCUUCCUACGCUUCAAUACUGAGCAACCGCCGCAGCUCUCCAGGCGUUUCAAACUUCAUUAGCUCCCGCUCCCGCCCCUCCUUCAAAAACCACAACGCGUCCCGCCAGCCGCCCACUUCACCUCCUCCCCCUCCUCUCGCCCAUUCAGGGCCGCCAGCGGCCUCCACCCAGGUGACGGCCGCCGAGCUCGCUGUAACAGAAGAAUAUUACGAAGCGGAAUCAGACUCCCGAUCAAACACCCCGCGCCCUGUACGGUCCACAGACUUUCGCCAGAUCUUGGAGGGUGCCGAGUACGAUGUUUUCGAAGAGGACACUCCUAGUUUCGACGAGAGUACUAUAAAGUACGAGGAUGAUAACAGAAUCUCGCUGGUUAGUGACUCGCCGACCCCCUGGAGGGGCGGUGAUGAACGGUCGAGGUCAAACUCGGGAAAGAGUGGGAAGGAGAAGGUGGUCAAUACUGAAUUGAGGCUUUGGGAGAAUGCUAGUGGGGAUGAGUAUUAUGAAGAUGGAGAUGAGGAGGGUGGGUUUGAUGAUGCUGGAGAGUACGUUGACGAUUCUCAGGGUGGCGAUGGGGAUGGAAGACUCCGGGAUGAGGAGGCGGAGGUGGAUGGUUUGGGGGGCAUUUGGGAGAGUGGAAGCCCAACCAUUUCUUCUAGAGGGUGGUUGGGGCAAGGAAGUCGCGAGAAAGAGGGGAGGGGGGCUGUAUUGUCGUAUAGGAACGGCAGGCCUGAAAGUAGGGAGAGUGUGUUAGGAAAGGAUGAGGAGGAUCACUUGCACAGUUAUAAGCCGCAGAGAAGGGAGCCAGCUUCCGAGCGGCAAGCCAAAGUAGUUGAGGUAUUUUGUUUUCUCUGGGGGUAGUAUGUGGGGGAUAUAUGGACUGAUUAUUUGACAGCAAAACAAGAGACCUAGUCAAGAUCGGAACACAGAUUUUGCCCCACUAGUACGGUUUCCUCCUUUCGCUACUAACAUACCACGUCUAAUCAAUCCUCUAGAUUCCCGACUCGGAGCUUGCGGCAAUAACUUCAUACCAAGGCCUCAUCUCGGCCCUCUCUUCCCUCCGCUCGGCCUCUUACGCCUCAAUCCCCCAAACCCAGCUACCCACCGAGAUUACUGAGCUGGCAAACUCCUACUAUCCCCACGACACGUCCAAGCCAUCCAACUUCUUCAGGGGGCUCGACGAUAAACAGCACGCUGCCGCAGGGGACUUCAUCCUCAGCAAGAAGCGUGAAAUAGAAACGCUGCUUGCAGAUUGCGUCACCAAACGAAGAGCCACGGUCGAAGGAAUGAAAGGGGAGGUUGAGAAAGUUGCAGAAGUGCGGGUUAAGAAGUUAAGGAUGACCGAGGAGCGGAGGGAAGUUUUAAGGGGCGGGAUCGGGAAGGUGUUGAGGGAGAGUGGAUUGAUUUUGUGACUUGAUCUUUCAUAUGUCAACGGCGUUUGGUUUAUUGUGGGAGAGAUGGGGCAGUUGGCAUGCUUUUGUUGGUCGGUUGGUAUUGGGAUGGAAAAGACAAUUCUUUGCUCAUUUGAUGUAAUCUAUACCAAGGGCUGCUGUUUACUACUUUAAUUACUGGUACUCGAAACCGAUUUAAUGAAUGAAGGAAGAUUCAAGAGAAGUGGUGAUUUGGAUCUACCGGCAUUCGAUUAAUGGGUGAUGGGCACUGGAUGCCAGAUCUUAGAUACUCACUGUCGAGUGACGCAUGGUGAAACCCUAGGGGUCUUGUUUUUUGUUUUUUUUUUCUAUGGCAAAUUUAACGGGGAUAAAGUUGAUUAUAUCAUA